Molecule: messenger RNA, 3031 nt
Organism: Athalia rosae (coleseed sawfly)
Lineage: Eukaryota; Metazoa; Arthropoda; Insecta; Hymenoptera; Athaliidae
Product: ethanolaminephosphotransferase 1-like
Exons: 8
Coding region: 255-1418 (387 amino acids)
Biological process (GO): phosphatidylethanolamine biosynthetic process
Cellular component (GO): endoplasmic reticulum membrane; Golgi apparatus
Molecular function (GO): ethanolaminephosphotransferase activity
Source: RefSeq, a predicted model, not a curated record
UGCGUGAAAAAUUAAGCCCCGAGUGCCCUAAUCGCAGAAGUUUUAUAAUGAGGAGUUUGCACUCAGCUCAAGUCAUAUUUCGUUAUCGUUAAUAAUAAAACAUGUUAAUUUGUUGUAAGAAUAUUAUUUAAAAUGUAUAACGUCAAAUAGUGUCAUCGAUUGAACCGUUUGAAAUACUAAGUUUAUUAGUUGAUAAUUUGUGAAGUAGUGAUCACACUUGUGGUUAGUUUUUUGGAUAUCACGAAAUUCCCAAAAUGAAAUUGGAGAUUAAGUAUUUGACGCAGGAGCACCUCACGGGCUUCGAAAACUAUAAGUACAGCUCACUAGAUACAAGUCCUCUAAGUAUUUAUGUGAUGCACCCGUUUUGGAACAAAGUAGUUGAGUAUUGUCCGAAAUGGGUGGCGCCAAAUUUAUUGACAUUCUCUGGAUUCCUAUUUACUGUCAUGAAUUUCCUGAUGUUUGCAAGUUACGACUAUUUCUUUUACGCAUCCAGUGAUGAUAUGCCUGAUUAUCCAAAUAUACCAAGAUGGGUCUAUGCUAUGGCUGCUUUUAAUAUAUUUAUGGCCUAUACACUUGACGGUAUAGAUGGAAAGCAAGCAAGACGCACACAGACUUCGGGGCCUCUGGGAGAAUUAUUCGACCAUGGUCUUGAUAGUUGGACAGCCAUGCUGAUUACCGUUUGCAUGUAUUCGGUAUUUGGUAGAACCGACCAUAGCGUCUCACCCCUUAGGAUGUAUUUUAUUCUUUGGAACGUAUUCGUCAAUUUCUACCUGAGCCACUGGGAGAAAUAUAAUACCGGUGUUCUAUUUUUGCCUUGGGGAUACGAUGCUUCAAUGCUGGCAACUAUCAUCGUGUUUAUAUUAACGAGUAUUGGCGGUCACGAAGCCUGGAAAUUUAUGCUACCUGGUGGAAUUUCAGCUGGUAUUAUGUUUGAAACUUUAUUGUACGUUAGUGCAAUCAUCUCCAAUUUACCGGUGGUGCUUUGGAACAUAUACAAAUCAUACAGGGAUAAGACAGGAAAGAUGAGAUCUCUACCAGAAGCAAUAAGACCUUUAGUACCAGCAGUUCUCUUUUUCGCAAUUGCGACUUUUUGGGUCACUUGCUCACCAAAUAAUAUUCUGGAGAAGGAUCCGAGAAUCAUUUAUUUUGCAGUUGGAACGAUAUUUUCUAACAUUUGUUGCCGGUUAAUUGUUUCUCAAAUGAGCAAUACUAGGUGCGAAGUAUUGCCUUUGAUUCUGGUUCCUGUGGCAGGUGCUGUUGCCUUUUCGUUUAUGGUACCAUCACUUGAAAUUGAAACUAUGUAUCUAGUAGCCAUUCUUUCUCUUUUGGCUCAUAUACACUAUGGAGCCUGUGUGGUCAGACAAAUGUGCCAUCACUUCCGUAUCCACACUUUUACGAUAAGAGAACACUCCGAAUGACUACUUGCCGACGAUGCAUGUUAAAAACAGAGAGAAACAAAAGAGAGAUGGAUGAAGAUCACUCCACAAAGAAGAGAAAAACAUCUAUUAAUUAGCAUAGCCAAUUACCCGAACCUUACUUAUCAAUUGCCACAGCCAUAUACCAUAUAAUGCUAAAUAUUUAUGCCCUGAUAGAUGUCUAGAUUGUUUUUUUUUAUAUUCCAGUUUUGCCAAACUAUUGUUGAUGCAAUAUUAUUUUUCUAGUCUAUUUAUUUGUAUUACCAAAGUCUCUUUUAAUCUCGUUUAUCUUUUCCGCUUUUAUUGCUCUUAGAAAAAUUUACUGUACACGGAAAUAUUUGGAAAAGCAGAAUGGCACUGCUAGAUAUUGGUACAAAGUCAAUUCAGCAAAGAACAGUACGUACUACAUUUUUUUUUAUUACCGAUUUAGGUACUAAUUUGGUCAGCUCUCUUUAUCACAUAUUGGUUUGGUUUUGGCUAACACGCAGAUUCAUAAGUGCACACCUCUCAGUUUUUAACAUGUAUCGUCGCUCGGACGAAAUAUUAAUAGUAGCUAUAAUUUUUCACUAGGUCCUUGUGAGUUUUCGAUUUUCCCUGGCAAUUAUUUCCUGAUUGAUAAAAUUAAUUUAAAAACCGUUAGCACAUUCUUCACGUAUCUAAUUGUCUGAAUCGUUCGGCAUUCAAUUUAUUUGGGUUUUUCUCAUGCCCCCCCUUACCUUCACUGUAAUUCUUAUUGAUUAGAUUGUACAAAUGUAGUGUCAAUCCUUCAAUAUGCUAAAUUUCAAUGUGCUCGACACAUUUAGCCACAUUACUUCUAAGUAGUGUUUAACACAUGUGGUAAAUCAAAUCGCUCAACUCCCAUAUCGUAUCGGGCUCUUCAAUCAAAUUCGUUUCCAAUGAUAUGUAUAAUGAAUUUCCAAACUUUCAAGUCAGUCAGUGAUUUUCCAUUCCUCACCUAUAAUUUCGAAUAGCAUUGAAACGCAAUAAUUUCUCUGCGCUCUCAGAAUACAACUAUUAUAUCACUGUCAAUCAUAGUCAAUUCUCUAUGAGCGCUUUCUUUGAUAUUUUAAAAAUAACUCGUGUUUUGUAAUCCUGAACUUAGAUAAUAUUAAAUAUUGCAUUUAUGUAUAAAGUAUAACCAAUUUAAUGAUACUAUAAAUAAGAAGAAUGUACAAAAUAAUUACGAAUUCUAUGUAUCAACUGUGAGUGAUGUAGAAAGUUAUGUGCGUAUGUAUAUGUAUAUAUGCAGAGAUCAUUUUUGAAUUGUGUAUACGUAGGUUAUAUAUCUAAACGCAACGUCGUUUUUAUGCUUUGCAAUUACCUCUUACUUAAAAGGAUAUAAGAAUUGGCUUUGACAAUGAUUAUUCAUAUUUGUUUCUUAAUCCUUACCAAAGCACAAAGCCAAUGAAAUUCAUGCAGUAUGUCAUUGUUGAUGCUUUUUCAGUAAACGACCGAUUAAUGCGGAGCACGUUUGUUCAAAAUAUUUCAUCAGAUAGAAUGACAUGAUACUUUUUCCAAAUACUUAACAGUAACAUACAUACUAUAUCUAUAUGAAAGCUGCGAUUUAUUUGUUAACUGUACACCCGGAUUCACAAAUAAACACUAUUGCAAACAUG